UGCUGGAGACUUACACUGUGCUAAAAGACAGGGAGAAGAUGGCUUUUGCCGGGGUCUGUGUGACUGUGCUGAAAGUCCUCUGCCCUUUGGGUCCCAAUGCCUGGGCUGUCUAAAGACACUGCUCAGUCUUUUAACCUAAGCAAUAGGUGUUGGAAAGGUAACUUUGAGAGAGGACAGAGCAUGGGGGUGAAACAUAUGCGCGUGCCCGGCUAGCCCUGCCCGUCCCCCCUUAGCUCCCCAAGCCUCCGCUGCUGCCCCAGCCCGCAGCCCACUGCUCGCCGACGGAGGGUGAAGCCCGGUGUGGUUCACCCCGGGGCAGAUGAGCCACUUGCCGUGCCUGCCACCCAGCCUGGCCCCCGGGGAGAUGCAGUCCCCCAGAGUGGGGAGGAAGCGAGGGCGACCCCCACUCCAGCCGGCGCCCAUCAAAAUGACUGUUCACAACCUCUACUCAGCACCAGCUGGCGCUUUGCCGGUCGUGAAGAUCCCAAAGAAGAGAGGGAGAAAACCCGGGUACAAGCUGAAAUCUCGUGUCCUGAUGACUCCCUUAGCAAUCUCUCCGCCGAGAAGCACACCGGAGCCAGAUAUUAGUUCCAUCCCCCAGGAUGCAGCUACGAUACCCAGCUCGGCCACGCCACAGGCUCUCACAGUCUGCAUUUAUGUCAACAAACAAGCGAAGGUGGGGCCAUACCUUGACAGAAAAAAAGUGCAGCAGCUCCCGGAGCACUUCGGUCCCGAGAGGCCGGCCGCAGCGCUGCAGCAGGCUGUGCAGGCAUGCAUCGACUGCGCGCUCCAGCAAAAGGCAGUCUUCUCACUCAUCAAGCAGGGCUAUGGAGGCGAGAUGGUGUCAGUUUCAGCUUCGUUUGAGGGGAAGCAGCAUCUCCUGAGCCUGCUGGUAGUGAACAGCAUCGGGUAUGUCCUGCGUUUCCUGAAGAAGCUCUGUCGCAGCCUCUUAUGUGACAAUCUCUUCAGCAACCAGCCUUUCCAGCAGUACGAUGCCGUGUCAGAAAGCCCAGAGGUGUAUGAAAACAGACGGAUGGAGGCAGAAACGGCCAUACCUGAGGACUACUUGGUUGGCCCCGCGAACAUGAAACGGUACAGCGUGGAUCCUGCCGAUUCUGCCUUCAGUUGCAUGGGCUCCAUGUACACCAUGCGGCAGACUCCUGCAGAUGGACGUCCUGCUGGAGGCUCCUCUUCCUCCUGUAGCCAUCGUCCUGCUCAGAUGUCUUCAGGGGGGUCCUCAUCUACCAGCCUGCGGCAUCAGACCUCCAGUCCAACGAGGAAUGGGACCUAUCUUGAAGGAAACAGAAGUGCCUCAAGUCCUUCACCAGAACGACAAGACACGGCUCGGCCAUCAAGCAAGAAUCCUUUGACCUGGACAGUGGAUGAUGUGGUUUGGUUUGUCAAGGAUGCUGACCCUCAAGCUUUAGGUCCCCACGUGGAGCUCUUCAGAAAACACGAGAUUGAUGGCAAUGCUUUGCUGCUGCUGAAAAGUGACAUGAUCAUGAAAUACCUGGGGCUGAAACUGGGACCUGCGCUGAAACUGUGUUACCACAUUGAUAAGCUCAAGCAAGCCAAGUUCUAACAAUUUCAUGAACACCAACAGAAUCUGACCUAAAUCCAGAUGGAAAACGAAAGGUAACAUGUUGCCUUACAGAAAUGCAUUCAUUUGCAGGUUGCUUUUCCUUCUUUUUUAACAAAGACUUUGUCUUUUUUGCCAUUUGUGCAUUGUCACCUUUUUUUAAUCCAAUGGGGUCUUUUGGGCUGCUUUGUGUUAAUAAUUUGCCAAAAAGUAUAUAAUUACAAUAAUUAUUUUGUAUCAUUAAUAUUAUUAUGAUUAUAGUAAGUCCUAUUUUUGUAAUCAGAAGUGGGAAAUCAAAAACAAACACAGCUACAGCAUAUGCUGAGGACUGCUGGAAGACUAACCAAGAGUCCCUCACUUGCCACGGGUCUGCCUUGGGGGAGUAACCACUGACCCACAUCAGCUGGGCUCCAGCUCCACCACCUGCGCUCAAGGGCUGGAAAAGCGUGGCAUUUGGUCACCUGUUGUCUGAUGGGAACUGCCCCACGUCUUGCACUAUCUGGAAAACUUGAAUUCUUCACUUAAAAAGAAAAAAAAAAGGGGGGGGGGGGGAAGAAAAAAGAAAGUUUUAAAAAGAAAAAUAAAAUAGGGUAAAAAAGGUCUUUUUGCAGCUAAAGUACUUUUUCCCACUAGAGGGAGCAGCCCUAAUAGACUUGAGGCUGGAGCUCUGAUGCUAUGGUGCUUUUUGUCUGAUGAGCUUUGACCAUCACAACUCUCCUAUCAAGCACAGCCGUAAAUGCCGAAAAGGAAACACAGGCUCCCAGCAGGAUAAGGCCGUCACCGUUUACAGAUAAUUAAUUCAAGAAAAGCCCAAAUGCGGAGAGUGUUACUGACAGGAUGCUUCCCGUUACGCUGAAGAGGGGGUGGAUGGCUCCUACGGUGUCUGGCAUGUUUAGCUGUCAGCUCCCUUCCCUGAGCCAUUUCUCUCUGGUAUACAGUUUGUGGGACUCUAAGAAAAAGCAGAAUUUUGGGGUUUGAUUUUUUUUUGCAUUUUUAAAAAAUGAGUGAGCUGGAUGGGAGCAUUCCCCACGAGGAGCUGGCAAUGCAGGGCACGUCUCUGCACUCUGCAACAACAGUCAGGUCCAGGGCUGACGCUGUAGGGUCGGUUCCUGAUGGCGCUGAGGCUUUUGGCACACAUGCAGAUGUGGCAGGCUUUCCAUCUCAAGUGGAUUAAAAAUAAUGCUCUUUUGCCUCUUACUCAAACCAAAAGGUGCUCAUUGGUAUUCCACAUAGCCAGUGGGGAGAGGACAGGUCUCAGGCUGAGGAAGUAAUCCGUGGCAUGCGUAUGCCCUCGUUUUCAUCCUUCACAAAGGAGGACUACUAAGGGACACUUCCAUAGAGUUUAAACCCUUAGUGCAUGACAAGGAGAGGUAGCAAGUGUUUGCGUGUCAUGCAGAUUAUUUUAGAGCUAGCCUCAACUGAAUCAAGAAACAGGGUCCUGAUAAUAUGUGAGACAUCAUACUGUCUGACCCUGUUUACACAGAACAGAAUAUUACCAAAAAUACCUCAUGGAAUAAAAUUCAACUUGAUGCACAUUGCUAGACUGGAACUCCUACAAAAAAGAUACCUGUUCGAGGCCUAAUGCUGGAAAUCCUUAACUAUAUGAAAAACCAUACCCUGCAAGACUUUCACUAAACUCUUGGGGACUACUCCCCAAAUUAAGAAAGUUGUCUGCAUACGUUUGCAGGAUUGGAUCUUUACAGGACAGACCAGCUUUCAGCAAAUCCUGUCUGCACGCUGAAACACCUUUAAUAGGAAUAGCUGAACAAGCGUAUUAAAUGAAAAGUCAUAUACUAUUGAGUGAUGUAAUCUACUGAACCCUAAAUAUGAUGUUGCUUGGAAUGUAACACCCACCCACAUCACUUUGUGUUUGUGGUGUCAAGAAUGGAAACCUGUUCAGCUGGCUGUCUGGUUGAGGCAGAGGUGACUUCACAUCAACAUCAAACCUGUAUAGUUCAUUUUUCACUCUUACAUUUUUUUUUCCCCCAACAAAGAUCCCCACAAUACAUGAAAAUUUUGCUGUAUUAGUAAUACCACCUUCAGAGAGUAUUCAGUCUUUCUCUCUCCCCCGCCCCCCCUAAUUUUGAACAUAGUUAACCUCUCUUUUUUCAAAAGUUGGUUUUAAUUCCUCCACUUAAAACCCCAGUUUGCUAUAGUAUAUCAGUAGCCAGAACUUGUUAGACUUUAUCAGAUGGUUUCAAUGCUGGAAAAUCCCACUUUGUCAAAAUCAAAACUCUUUAUAACAGCAUGUCACUUUCUAAUGUAAAAUUCUAUUUAACUGCAACUACAGCUUUCAGUAACGUCAAAACAUCGUUUUGACAUUUUGGAAAUGGAACAUUUUUGUUCCAAGAAGAUUUUUGCAUUUUAUUGUAUUUUCCUGUAGAAUCUGUAGCCUCACAUUUUGCUCUGAGAAUGGGGAAAAAAACCCCCCAGAACUAUAGACUUUCCUGAGCAAGAAACCUUCCCAUUCAGCUCCACAACUCACUCCUUCACCCCACCUUCCCUGCUCCGGACAUUAGAGCCGAGACGGCUGAUAAUACCGACACAGUAUGUAUAGACUCCAUAUUGGCAGUGAUGUUCAUACAUUUAAUAUGCUGAAAUAGUUUUCAUGUAUGUAGCUGACGUAUACAGUCAGUGGUGCUAUCUCAUCUGUAGGUACACCAGGUCUGUCCAGGCCAUGAUAUUUAAUAUUCUCUUUUUUACAGGGGAGGCAGUUAAUAGAUUCAUUUUACAUGUAAGGAAUGCAUAUAACAAAAAUUCCUCACUGCAUGUAUUAUUUUUUUUCACUGAAAGGCAAUUAGGAGGCAAACAUUGCUGCAGUAAUAUUGCAAUUAUAACUAAUUUUUCUCUUCGAAGUCUCGUCAGUGAGGGUAGUUAAGCAGCUCUGCUGUGCUGAGAGUGUCAGGCCAUUUCCUCAGAACAAGCUCUAAAGAGCCAGAACAUGCACGUCGGCUGCUUCUCCGUUAGCUGCUGCUUUAGACAUUGCUUGUACAAAUCACUUCACUUGCUAUGCUGUUCGUAGCUCUCACUUCAGACUGCAGCCAACCCAGCUGUAUGUUUGAACUGUUCCCAACAGGUGGGUGGAUGUGCGUACCCUUAAAAGCAAUACGUGUGCCUCUUUCCUACUUCUAAGCACUCAUAGCAAAUCAAAAGCACUUUGGUUGCUUCAGGCAGUUUCAAUGUUUUGUGAGGAUUCACCAUAAAAAAAAAAAGAAAGCAGGCAAAGUCCAAGGAUUUGGGGACAGCUCUUCCCUUGCUCAAAUGCUGUUUGCAGGGUAUUAGGAGCACAGAGCUGGUGGUCCCAGGCAGACCAUCUUCUUGCACCUAGCGUGGCUGACCAGCCCAGCCUCUGCUGCCAACACAGGCCAGCCACGCUGCCUUCCCACCACCUGCUGUCACAGCCUCUCUUCUCACACCAACAAAUGCCUCCUUCCCCAGCCAGACCUAACUGAGUUUCAAGAAAUGCCUCCGGGAAUUCCUCCACCUCUCUGAGCCCACUGUCUUGCUUGGCAAGCUGAGGAGCGUGGUGGCCUUUGCAGCGCUAGCAGCUUCACUCAACGUGAUUAAUGCAGGCAGGCACUCUUGGGACUGGCAUGUGAAGCAUCACUCUGGGCUGUUAUUGCCCUUAAACUGAUCGCUGAAUUUCUGUAGGUUGUCAGCAGCCUUCAUGAGUUACACUUCUUUGCUUCUUAAAGCAAGGACAGCUGUGAGAGUUUUAGAAUGUUAUUGGCAAAACCAGCAAUAAUCAGCAAAACAAUAAGAAAACAGCUAAUGAAGUUUUGGUGUGAAAACAUGCCUCUGUUGGGUUAGUGGUGGGAGCACAAACUGCCCAGUGCUCUACAGGCAAGGCAGGAUGAAAGGAGAACAUGGGAGCAGGUGUACGGUUUUGGAGAGGGAGCAGCUCCAAAGCCUGGCCCCAACUCUGGCAGCCAGGGAUGGACCUUCCUCUCACCCUGGCACAGCCACCCCAUGGCCCCUUCCUGCCCACCGGGUGCAGUGCCCUCCCUUCCUGGCUGCGCUGUUUGGAGGCUGAGCAAGCUCAGGGAGGAAUUUGUCUGCUCUCACCUCCCCAAAACAUAGCCCAGAAUCUUCAGUUAAGUCAUUCAUGCCUUCUUUUUUUUCCCCUCUUCCUACCUCUCUCCCUCUUUUCCUUUGAAUGGCUUCUAUUUAGAAAAAGACAUCAGGAGGGGGAUCCCCCAGGCCCCUCCAGGAACCUGUGGGUGACCCCCAAAGCUUACCCUGUGGAGGAGCAUCUUUGGGGGCAGACAUCUGCCAGGAUGCAACUGGUCCCGCCUUGGCAUAGGGAAGGGAGGCGAAAAUUACAUGCUCCCUUUUUAUUAAUAAAAUCAAAUGCUUUUCUGGCACUCGCCCUCUCUGAACUGCAGCCUCCCUCCGCAGGGCCGGUCACUUGGCUCUCCCCCAUGUGGCAAGGAGGGAGGCAGAGGAGAUGCCCAAACUGGCCGCUGGCUGCUGGCUGGCCCAGCAGGGUGGCAGGUACGACAGGACCAAAACCAGCCCCUACCCUGGUUUGAAACUGGUUUGGCUGCAGAGAGGUGUUGUGCCCAGGGUUUUGGUCCAGGGGAUUUUGCUGUCAGUUGUUCAUGGAUCACAUCCCAGCAUUGCAGUCUGUGCGUUCAGCCUGUUGCUGUGCAGAUUUUGUCUCCAAAUCCACCCUCUUGAGCUUGUGUUAGGGGAUUGCUCUGCUAGUGCAGGCUGCUUCCAUAUCAACAGGCUUGGGGUUGCUAGGGAAAUAAGUCAUAAUAAGCACUUUGGGGGCAAAAAUUCAGGGAAAUAGAAGGUCAGCAAGAGCCUCCCUCCCUUUCCAAGCACUCCUCUGUGCAGAACCUUACUGCAACAGCUCCAGAAUGGGGCCCACACACCAUCGCUCCCCAUUGCUGGUGACUGGGUCAUAUGAAGCUGUACAGAUUUUCCCUCUCUCACCAAGAAAUAUGGUCCCAAAUUCACACACCUUCACCAGAGAAAGCAGGCAAGUUGCUGCACACAUUGCCUCUGAUGCCUUGCAAUCGUUGCAUGCUGCUUUCUAAUCUAUGCUCUCUUCAUGGACAAUUGGAAACCGAUUCCCUUGGAAAUCUAAAAUUUUGCUUGAAGAGAAUCGCUUUUAUUCACUGCCAUGAGUUAAGUAUUAUGGAAACAUGUCUGCUAACAAUUUGCUUUGUGUAAUUUGUACUAAUGCUAAUAAGCAACAGCUGCAACACUUCCUGUUGUAAAUUCUUUUGUGGUUGCAGUGGUAUUAUCACAUCUGUACUUCACAAAUCUGAUAGACUCUAGCACUCUAGCACAACUCACUCAUUCUGGCCCCGGCUCCAGCAAAUCCCCAUGCCUCAGAAGUAUGGCUACGCAAACAUGAAUUUACAGUCUCUGUCUCCCUUCGCUCCCAGAGCCUCUGCUCCCCACCAGGUGCCUGGAGCUAGAGGGGUGGGUGGCGAUGUGGUAGCCUGGAGGUCAGCUGGGGCAUGCACGGUGUGCUUGGAGGGGAUUGCUUUCAGCAGAGACAUCACUGACCAGUCAGGUUUAUUGCAGUUCAAGCAAGCGGCUUUUGGUCAGGGGCUAAGUGCAGGAGAAAAGUGAUUUAUUAAAGAAAAAGAAAGAAAUAUGAGCAUGCAACACACUGCCACCAUAAGACCUAAGCUGAAACCCAAGAAUCUUUCAGCUGUAAUGUAAAGAAAAAUGUUUCCCUCACUCAAGACGCUAAAUAAAGCAUAUUAGGCCAAACCCAUGUCCCACUGAGGUCCGCCUAGGUUUUUCUAUUUGAUUCAUAAGACUGGGGCUUGGCUCAUAAACCAGGUCAAGCUUCAGCCACGUCCCAUAGUAACUACAGCCUAACAAGUUAUUUCAUCCUCCCUUGCAAAGAAUGGAGACAGCCGCUGCUGGCCAGCCCCCUCUCCCCUGCUCCCAGGAGAGCUGCUAGCUUCCUGGUAGAGAGCUCUUCCAGCUGUGUCUCUACCUGAUCCCAACACCUUCUCCGUUAGCUUUGUGUUUUAGUUACGAGUUUCAUGGAGGGUGGGUUAAGUAGGUUUUCCACUUUGCAGCAAACCAAAGCCUGUGCGCUGAGGAUUUCAGCCAUGCCACUAGGCAGAAACUUGCCUUGAUUUGAACAUGACUUCAGUGGGAGAUUUCCACAUGUUCCUGAGGUGAAGCCCUAGGUGGAAUUUAAAAAUAAACUUUUCAAAAUCCAUCCCAGUGACCCACAGUUUUUGGCUCCUUCAGCAUCCACGGCACUUCAUCAUACUUCAAACGGUUGAGUCUCUUGGUAGUGCCAUAAUCGGACAGGAAUAGCUCACAGGACUUCAGAAGAGACUCCAUCUUUGACUACAGUCUUGUUCCUCUUGGUCUAGAGGCAGCUGCCAAAAAGCAGCAUUUGAGGCUGGACGGGAGAGUGUGAGUGAGCAUGUGUUGCUCAGAGACGCUUGCCUGGCUGCACAGAGGGGCUGUGAAGCCAGUUAAGAGCAGGGCAGGGCAGCUAGGAAGGACAGGUUUCAACAACGGGCAAAUCCCAGGCUUUGCUGGGGUUCCCCUGGAGUCUGUGUCCUGUCUCCAGGUUUGUAUUGAACUUUCCUUGCAUAGAGCAGUAUGUCUUUGUUACCCAGAGUUUUCCCUUGGUGUUAUAUAAAUCUGGGAUCAUGCUGCCCUUCUCUUUUUGAACAGGAAAUACAGGCAACAGAUUUCAUAUUGUCUGAGAUCUCUAAAAGAGUAAGGAAUGAGAAAAACCUGAAGUCCAAGUGGUACAGAAAGGAGGACAUUUCAGAGUGGGGCAGUUUCACAGCUUUUGGUGUCUUUCAGAUGAAAGAGGAGAAGGGGAGAAAAAAGACUUCUGAAUUACAGUGAAUCCAAGCCAGUGAAAGACUAGUGAUUAAUUUCACCCCUCAUUUUGAUGGUUUCUUGAUCUGUAAUAUGGUUUAUGGCCCUGAGUAUUUGCUGCAGUGGCAGUAUUGUGAAUUGAUCCAUGUGUCCAGGUUCCACUGGAACAAAAUUACUGUCUCUAAAUCCUAUCUGUCUUCUUCAUGGCUUUUCUAAUGUGCUCUAGCAUCCAGAAGGUUUCUGAUCCGUUCAGUAACAGUCAGUCUUUAAAUAAAAACUUCUUUUUCUUUUUCUUGUGGCACAAAGACUUCAGAAAGAAGCUAUAGCUAUAGCUGUGUAGCAGGUCAACAUUCACCAGCUUUUCAUUUUAUGCCUAUCAGAAACCUAGUAGAAAAAUAGUUUCUUGCUGACCCAGUCUAUAUGCUUACAAGAAGCCAAUCUACCUUCCUGUCCCUGCUGUAAAUUUAGUAGUUAUUCCACAUUUUUACCAAUGCAAAUGAGAUCAGUAUCUGAUUUACUCUCUGAGAAUACUAACAGUUCAAACACAAGCAUGUUCAGCUGCUGUUAUCAAAAGUCACUAUCAGUGUUUGUGUCACAAGGGCACGUAAAGAUUGUGUCUGGCACUGUGCAGGCAUACUAUGAGACAUUCGAGCUGCCCUAGAGAGUUGACAACUUCAUGAGGCACAAGAGACAAUCUAAGAAGAAGGGUUUUCUAGAGGCAGUUUUCCUUCCUUGUUGCAGAUAAAUGCUGAGAACAGACAGAAGUCAAUGGCACGGAUUUCCCACAGCCAUGUGUGCAGAAAAUAGCAAAACACUGAUAAAAAUGAAGCAAAACUUCCAUGAAGGUGAACUGUAUUGCCUCCUUCCCAAACUUCCAGGAAUUUCAACUCAGACCUCCUGGUCUGAACCUAGUGCCUUACCCACAAGAUCACCUGCUCUUACCAUAUUCCAGCCUUUCUCCCUGUGCUGUCCAUGUCUGAUGCCUUGCACAGACCUUGCCUAUAUCUUCCUUAUGCACCUAAAAAAUAGCACUCAAAAUGGCCUUUAAAGGUCAGUUAGUCCUUCACCCUGCCCUCAUUCUUCUCCAUCUAGUCUUCCUCUGCUGUCUAGUCUUUUCCCCCUGGAACUUUCCACCCCUUUCCAUUCCUAUCCUGCCGCUGUAGCUACUUCCAUUUUUUUCUCCUCUGCUUUUUUCUUGCAGCAUCUCUUCUUUUCCUUCCUUUCCGUCUUUCAGCAACUGUGUAUGUGUCCUCUUCAGGCCUGCUGCAACACCUUCUCUGCUUUUUGGCUCUUCUCUGCUCUUCCUUCUCUCUCUGUUUCCCCUUUCUCUUUCUCUGUGGUUUUCCGCAACCCCUUCUUUCCUUUCAAUCAAGUGCCCUUCACAGGAGAGUCUAGUACCAUUUCUGCUGCAACAAGGACUACCACGCGCUGACAUCUUUGAAUUAGCUUGUCUGUAUUUUUUUUUUUUUGACAUGCUCUUUAUCUUGCACAAAAAAAUUUCCACUGCUUUCAUUCAUCAGCAUGAAAGGUUCCUUUUAAGGAUGGUUUUUAACUCAUAGGCUGAUGACUAUUUGCAAUAAAUACCUCAUGAAAGGUUCAGCACUUUUAUGCAGGGCGAGUGCAGUUUUCCCCUCUACCAUCUUUUUCUGUGCUGCCUCUUGAUAUUCAAGCUGUUUAAAUGCUUAUUGGUUUGAAGAGUCCCAGUUACACUGCUCGCUGGGAUGAAUCCUUGGCUCUCGCUCUGUUGCUGAUGGCCACGUGGACCAGGCUUGGCCCUGCGAAUGGCACACCAUUAGGCAGGUGCGAGCAUCAAUGUAUGCUGAGCACAGAGCCACCAGCAUGUCUCUCCCAGACCUGGAGAAGGUCCAGCUUGCUUUCAGCCAGCAUCAGAAAGUUGGUUGGAAAGAAGAGGUGCCCAUUACCAGGGAUAAGGACAACAGGACGUAGGAAAAAGCCAUCCGGCUGGAAGAAGAAGACAACUGGUGUUGGCCAGCUGGGAGGUGGUGGUGGGAUAGACAAACUUGGCAGUGAGGAAAGGCCAUGCUCGUAAGCCUACAUUAAGCAUUGUGAGAAAACCUGUGUGGCAACAGGCAUUGCAAUAUUUACAGCAUCAUCCUUCAUACUGAAAUACGUGCAAUAACGCAGGGCAGAUUCACACAUGGAUGCACAAGUGUGAGUUUAGAGUAAUGACUGUAGCUUCUGCAGGGCUACUGCAUACUUCGACCAGUGGGAAUGAGAUCAGAUUUUGGCUCUGGGUCUCUGUUUCCAAACAGCAUGAAGGAUGAGAGCAGAACAGUUUCUAUCCAGCUGGAAAGUGGUAGCCUUAAAUCAGGCCACAAAAAAGUGCAGGUCCUGCUCACACUUUUAUUUUUUUUAAAUGUUGCUCUGAGCUCUCUUCCAGCUACUCAACAUUAGCUUCCAAGGCUAGUGAAGCAUAUACAGGGGCUUUUGAUGUAUGUGCAGCUAUCAGGUUUUGUAUUGCUAACUGAGCUCGAAGUGUGUUAGAUUUGAUUUUUAAUGUCCCGUAAUUUGCUAGAUAAGCCUCAGUUUCUGCAGUGGCCGUAUAAGCAGGGCUGUUUUCAUCACAUCUUGCAGGUAUUUUGCAAUCUUGAACUUUCUUACAUAUCUACUACAUAUUAAUAUCAUCCUCCUUGAAAGGUGAAUGACAUGUCUUUUGCAGUACUGUACAACCUUAGAAAUGGACAUUUUGUGAGAGACACCAGAUUGCAAGUGACUAUAUAGUUAUUUUAAUUUUUUCAAGCAUAUACAAAAUCUGCCAGAGAUAAAAUACCCCGAAUAUACAAACAAUUUGGUUACAACCAAGAGUUCAAACUCACACUGCCUUGCAUUCCCGAAUUUAUUACAGACUAUACCACUUAAUACUGAUAUACACAACAUCUCCACAUCUCACAUCAUUAGAAAAAUGCAUUUGUGACUGCUCUCAUCCAAAUCCCACAGGAGCUAACAGCAGCCUGUCCAGCAUGUGGCACAGGUUCCUCCUCUGUGACUGGUCUCAAAACAGAGAAAUCAGCUCACGUACACUAGCUCACCAGGCUUCCUUCACUUGCCAGCAUCUACAUUAAAAAUAGAAUGUAAAUAAUGAGAUUUCCUUUUUAAUAAAAAUGUGCUGUCAUGGUGAGAAUAUAGGCUUGAACGAUGCUGACUUCAGUCCUAGGUCUUGUGACUUGAUGUGAGGUGUAUAUAAGGCUGAUGUAUUUUGAAAGUCCUUGGCUUAGACUGUCCCACUUGUUUUCAUCAUUCUGCUAGGUUUUACUCCAGCUGGUGCUGCCAUGCUGGAGUCACCAUGCUCCUGCUCUUUUCUUGAUGGCAUAAGGCAGCUGGGUUUUUUUCACUAGCGGUAUAACAUUGUUAGCAGCAGCCCCAUGGGCUGCAACAAGAGUGACGCUGCCUGGGUGCCCCCUUGGAAAGAAAAAAACUGUUUCAACUUCCCCCAGUGCACCCACCACUGCCUUCUGACAGUGCCUCCUGCCCCAUCCCCAGCACACAGCACCAUCCAGCUUUCCAGGGUGUUUUGAUCAUGUCCUGCUGUGUAAACCUUCCUAGGCUACUUCUUUGCUGAUGCUGAUAUAGACCAUCCCCACCAGCAUCAGUGAGGCAAUGAUGUCACACUCGCUGGUGAGAGAACAGUCUGGAUUCCUGCCUUCAUCUUUUACACGUUUUUGCCUUAGCACUGUUUAGUUUUCCUUUAUUUCAAUGAGAGAGGAACAAAAAAGCAUCUUACCCUAUGACCACCUCAAGGUUCCAAUGCAGCAAUGCAGUUCUGUGCCAUUCGAUGCCAAGCCUGCACCUUUGUAUCAUUGCCACCAGUCUUGAGCUCUGUUUCAAUCUGACCGCUCAGCAUGUUUUUCUGAAUCUAGGUAAUUUCUAAUUCUGUGUAGCCUGAGUAAUUCUUUUACUUAAUGUUCAUCCUGCUGUCCGUUCGUUUUACUUAGCAUUGUUUUUUAGGAUUAUUUUAUUUUUCUAUUAUUGUCAGGAGAUGAUAAACAAAUUGGGUUGCUUUGAUGCCUACAUAGGCUUAGAUGCUUAUGACUUUUCUUAAUGCAAGCUUUCUCCAUUUUUGACCAAGCAUUCUUACUAAAGAUGACAUACAGGAUAUAUUAUUAAUUGUGCCAGGAUUACCAUAAGAUGCUAACAAUAGUCAAGGAAAAGACAUCUGCCCCUUAGUUCCACUUACUGGAAAAGUAAAGCAAUCCCUUUAAUACUUUGAUGCUUCUCAGCUAUCAAAACCUUCCCUAAUAAAUCAUCUCCAACAGUGAGCAUUGCAUUAUAUUAAAUAGUUUUGUAUUUGCUUUACAAAUAUGCAAACAAGGGAGAGCGGAGGUAAAAUGAAUGUGGAACUUAGGGAUAAGAAUAACAUGCGAAUAAAAGCCUGGAGUCCCAGAAGCAGCACGAUUACAACAAACAGCAUAUUAUUAUUGCUCUCACCCUGCCUCAAAGGGUUUUAUUGAAGUGAUUUGACUUCAGCUGUGGAGGUGUGUGCCUUUCUAUGUGUAUGUACACACAGGUCUGAUGUAUGUACACAGAUAUGCACCUGCCCACCAUAUGUACACCUCAUACAUAUUCAUGCAUCCAAGUGAAAUAAUAACUGUCAGUUUAGCAUGUUCUGUAUGGGUGGGUCCAAGAUAUUAAUUUUUAAUAUGUACAGUGUUUCAAUACAUAUGCAACUGUUAAACAAAUAUAGUGUCAAACUGUGAUUUUUAUUUCUUCCAACAUUGUUUUUUAUUACUUGUAACUUACUCCUUCCAGUGGAUUCUCUGUCACUAUUUAGAGGCAUGUUUUAAUGUAUAGCUGUAUAUUGACUGUUCUGUGUGCUGUAUGCUACUGUUUGCGUCUCAAUUAAGCUAUUACUGGUCUAGAUGUUCUUAAUUUUGUACAACUGAUUUUUGCUUGGGUUUCACAAUUUGAGGCAGUAUGUUUAAAAAUGUAGUAUGGAGGGGGAUCAGCUGUGGUAAAGUAAAAAGGUCCCAAACCUUCAGGUUUAUGUUUCAUAGAAAAAGACAGUACUUUCUUUUACUAUUGCAAAAUUAUUUCUGUAUUUUUAAUAAAGAAUUGGAUUUA
Falco peregrinus (peregrine falcon) is the source of this 13477-nucleotide messenger RNA. RefSeq names its product Scm polycomb group protein like 4 (gene SCML4). Gene Ontology annotation, molecular function: protein binding. Bases 320 to 1582 code for a protein of 420 amino acids. The transcript is spliced from 9 exons. The record is from RefSeq and is a predicted model, not a curated record. NCBI's taxonomy places the organism in Eukaryota, Metazoa, Chordata, Aves, Falconiformes, Falconidae.